This is a messenger RNA of Cynara cardunculus var. scolymus (artichoke), 534 nucleotides long. RefSeq names its product toll/interleukin-1 receptor-like protein. The transcript has a single exon. Gene Ontology annotation, biological process: signal transduction. Bases 1 to 534 code for a protein of 177 amino acids. The record is from RefSeq and is a predicted model, not a curated record. Lineage: Eukaryota; Viridiplantae; Streptophyta; Magnoliopsida; Asterales; Asteraceae.
AUGGUUGUUAUCUCUGAAAUAUCUUCACCUUCAUCUUCUUCAUCAACUCUUGUUCCUGGAUAUGAUGUUUUUGUAAGUUUUAUAGGUUUCGACACUCGUUAUAAUUUCACUGAUCACCUCUAUAACACGCUUCUGAAUGCUAACAUCAAUACCUUUUUGGACGAUGAAGAGAUUGAAACCGGGCUAUCUUUGAAACCGGAAUUGGAGAGUGCAAUCAAAGCAUCCCGAGCUUCUAUUAUUGUGUUGUCUCAAAAUUAUGCUUCGUCGACCUGGUGUCUUGACAAAUUAGUAUUGAUUCUUGAACAACUUAGGAAGCCAGGCUAUAUUCUUAUCCCCAUCUUUUAUCAUGUCGAGCCCACUGAUGUCAGGAAGCAACAAAAUAGCUUCGGAGAAGCAAUGGCAAAGCAUAAAGAGAGGAUGGAGAGAGAGACAAAUGCAGAUAAAAGAAGUCAAUGGGCUCAAAAAAUAGAUCUAUGGAAUAAAGCACUUACACAAGUUGCUGAUUUAAAAGGAGAAACUGCAAAGGGCAGGUAG